This is a messenger RNA of Cotesia glomerata, 558 nucleotides long. RefSeq lists its product as uncharacterized. Bases 95 to 523 code for a protein of 142 amino acids. Lineage: Eukaryota; Metazoa; Arthropoda; Insecta; Hymenoptera; Braconidae. The transcript is spliced from 2 exons. The record is from RefSeq and is a predicted model, not a curated record.
UUUUAGCGUUAUCAAUAACAAUCAUUUUAAAAAUUUAUAUAGAUAAUUUCUAUAAAAAAUUAAACUUUUGUACAAUACAAUAAUUAAAAAAAAAAUGGAUUUUAAUUCACAAAAACAUAAAAAUUACUCUAAAGAGGUUAAAAAAAGUGUGAAAGCGGCUUUUGAUGAUGAAGAAGAUAUUUAUCAAGAUGUGGAGAUGCUUGAAGAUGAAUAUGAAGACGUAGAGAUGCUUGAUGAAGAAAUUGAAGAGAUUGAGACGGAGAGUGAGAAAAUUAGUGAAGAAAUAAAAAAAUUUAAGAACUCUGGAAUUGUCAAGUUGAAAUUCAGGUGUAAUGAAUGCAGGAAGUGGUUCGGUAGCAUAUCUCUGCUAGCUACGCAUUACAUGAAGCAUGAUACUAGAAUUUCUAAUGUUCAAAUUAAGUAUUGCAAUAUAUGCAGAAGAGUCAUUAGUAGAAAAUGGAAGUACUUAUACCACAUGCAAUUGCACUUGUCAUCAUUGAAGAAAGCGACAAAAAUUAAAUAAGUUUUUUUUUUUUUUAGUUUAAUAAAAAAUUUUUU